Oncorhynchus kisutch (coho salmon) is the source of this 1715-nucleotide messenger RNA. RefSeq names its product A kinase (PRKA) interacting protein 1 (gene akip1). Gene Ontology annotation, cellular component: nucleoplasm. Gene Ontology annotation, biological process: regulation of non-canonical NF-kappaB signal transduction. The transcript is spliced from 5 exons. NCBI's taxonomy places the organism in Eukaryota, Metazoa, Chordata, Actinopteri, Salmoniformes, Salmonidae. The record is from RefSeq and is a predicted model, not a curated record. The coding region runs from base 309 to 785 and encodes 158 amino acids.
CUUUACGUGAAUAAAUUGUUUGUCUCGUCCAUACAAAUUCACAGGAUAGGAUGGAAUGAAUUCAUGUUCAACAUAUUUUCGAAUUUCUAGGGAUCUAAUGGAGUGGUCACUGCACGUUGCGUUGCUGCUCGUGCUCUGUCAUAUGUAUGAUACGCAACCACAUAAUUAGAGCGCUCUACAAUCCAAGGGAGGUUGUGACGGCCGCGUUAUGUCACGUUAACAUUAUGCUACCAUUUUAGUCCUUGUCAUAAAAGGGUCGUUUGUCAGUGUCUCGGGUACGGCAGAGAUUUGACUCCCCGUGUUUUCGCAUGGCAACACAAGCCUGGCAGCUGGAGUCAUCCCUGCGCCGCUCCGCCAGACUAGGCCUGGAAGUACUGGAGCGAGCGUCGAGACGGAGCGUAGACUGGACGAGUCCGUCUCCCAAUACAACACCAACGGAUGGCAACGCCGGGAGUGAGGUUCUGGGAAACUCAGCCCACACAAGCCUGGAUGAUGCUUUUGAGACCAUAGCGGAAUUCAUGGCUCAGACAACAUAUCAAUGCAAGAACUUUUACACGUCGGAGAAUGAGCCUAUGGAAAAGGAGAGAACCCAUGUGUGCAGAUACCAUUCUCAAUCUCACCAAUGCCUAGGGACCUCAUUGCAGAUCAGGAAACAUGCACGGUCAUCACCUGAGGAUUUCCACAUUGAGGUGUCACCAGGUACCUAUGCGAUUACCGCGGGAACGCAGGACUCGCAGCAACAGACCCGGCUAGUACGCAUUAAUGCAGGAGAGAGUUCCACCUAGAAGACUGACGCAGGCUGCUAAUAUGCAUUCAGGAAUUGGGGAUGGGAUUGUGGUGAUUUCCACGUGUAGCAGAGAAAUAUCAACAAAUGGGGCACUGACUGGCAGCUGUCAGUGUAACUAGCUAGCAUGCUAACCUUAGCCAGCUCAUGAAAGUUAUGUGAGCACCAUUUCAGUUAUGACAGGCAGACUAGCUCAAUAAGUGAAAUGUAUCGAUUAUAGUAAUUUGCUGUUAAAGGGGGAGGUGUGAAAACUGUUUUUGCAUUUUAAUUUGCUCCAUGGCAAGGCGGUCAAGUAUAGGGUCGUCACUAGUUAACACAGCCAUAAACCCUGUCUAUUCCUACAUUUUAUUUUCUUAAAAUCAGAUUGUAAACUGAACUCUCAUUUUAACCUUAACCACACUGCUAACCUUAGCCUAACCAUAACCUUAAAGAACAAAAAGCUCUUUUUGGUUUUCAUGAAGUUUUACGAUGUAGCCCAUUUUGACUUUAUCAAGUGGAAACCCAAGUGUAGGCUACAAAGAAAAGUUGUUUGGCUCUCCGACAAUUCUUGAAUAGGGAACUUUGCAGCAAGUGUUUCUGAUUUAAUAGACAUUGCCAUGCUGGUGGGUGGUAAUGUUUAAUUAAAACCCAGCCCUGAAAUGAAACGUAGGCUGGAAGUAAUUUGCACGUCAUCUCCAUAGGAAAAGACACGUAAGACUCACGGAAACAUCCGAAGUUACACGUUUGGAUCUGGCACAUCAAGCUCAAAUAUAUCAUACUUUGACUAAAACUAUGACUUAUUGACUUACACUGUUGUGCAACAUCAUGGGUAAGCUCUGGGCAUUGUCUUUCAGUUUGAAAAUGUGUAUUUCUACAGGUGUGGGAGUUAAGACCCCACAAGAUUCGUCUUCAAUAGUCAAAACCAUCAUGUAUAAACACCUGUGAUCGUGUU